Messenger RNA from Enterobius vermicularis (human pinworm), 201 nucleotides. Lineage: Eukaryota; Metazoa; Nematoda; Chromadorea; Rhabditida; Oxyuridae. The record is from the annotation of a GenBank genome assembly.
AUGGGCCAGAGUAUUUCGGCAGCACACAGGAAGCGCUGCAACGGCUGUAAUCUCAUGACGGAAUGGACAUUCCGGGCUCAUAAAAUCCUCCGUGCGAUGUCACAGUGCACUAUAAUUGUGCCAACGGCAGAGUCUAAAAGCUGGAAUUGUUCCAGGAGAGACGCAUUUCGUGUUGACGGGAUUUUCAGAGACAGGCUGUAA